AUGGCAGAUGAAUUUAUGUCCGUCAGCAAGUUCUUCAGCAAUGGUUUCGCUCUAGUAAUUGAUCUUAGGUCAACACAGGAUGAUACCACCGGUGGAGGAAGGAGAAUUGUUAACACACAGUCAGGCGUACUCAUGGAAAUCAAAAAGAGAGCCACAACAGCUGACGUUCAAUGUAAUAUUUUUAUUGUAUCAGAUGCCCUCCUUAACUUUGCUAAUAGAGAUUUAUCAAGUAUCCAAUACUAA
This is a messenger RNA of Paramuricea clavata, 243 nucleotides long. The record is from the annotation of a GenBank genome assembly. NCBI's taxonomy places the organism in Eukaryota, Metazoa, Cnidaria, Anthozoa, Malacalcyonacea, Plexauridae.